Messenger RNA from Neoarius graeffei (lesser salmon catfish), 660 nucleotides. RefSeq names its product acyl-coenzyme A thioesterase 9, mitochondrial-like. Gene Ontology annotation, biological process: acyl-CoA metabolic process. The transcript is spliced from 5 exons. Gene Ontology annotation, cellular component: mitochondrion. Gene Ontology annotation, molecular function: fatty acyl-CoA hydrolase activity. NCBI's taxonomy places the organism in Eukaryota, Metazoa, Chordata, Actinopteri, Siluriformes, Ariidae. The record is from RefSeq and is a predicted model, not a curated record. Bases 44 to 472 code for a protein of 142 amino acids.
UGUUAGCUUCCGGGGUCGAAUCCUUCCCCCCAACUCUGUAUGGAUGGAGGACGCGAAGUUAAAAGGCUUGGUGAUUUGCCAUCCACAGGAGAGGAACAUCUUCAAUCGGAUAUUUGGUGGUUUCCUGAUGAGAAAGGCGUAUGAGCUGGGCUGGGCCAAUGCCUGUACAUUCGUUGGUUGUCGGCCAGUCCUGGUGGCAGUGGAUGACAUCAUGUUCCGCAAGCCGGUGGAGAUCGGCUCUCUGCUACUGCUGUCCUCACAGGUGUGUUACACUGAAGGACACCACGUCCAGGUCAGAGUUCACACCGAGGUGCUCGACCCUUUGACCCGGCAGCACAACACCACCAACAUCUUUCACUUCACCUUCCAAGUCGAGAAGCCUGUUCUAGCUGUGGUCCCGCAGAGUUAUGGAGAGUCCAUGCUCUAUCUGGAUGGGAAAAGACACUUUGAUGAGACAAUGAAGAGCCAGUAAAGAACAUUAUGCAUACGAUGUGUCCAUAAAAGAUGAUGUCUUCCAAUGCAACGCAGCAGACAAACAAAAGGAAUGCAACUGCACUUUUUCUGAGGCGAUGUUACAUUGGACAGAUUCUGUUUGUGUGCAUGUAUACAUUAUUCAUUUAUAAAUAUAGAUUCAAAAUAUUCACAAAUAUUUAUACUCGU